This is a messenger RNA of Argiope bruennichi, 459 nucleotides long. RefSeq lists its product as uncharacterized. The coding region runs from base 1 to 459 and encodes 152 amino acids. The transcript is spliced from 2 exons. Gene Ontology annotation, molecular function: nucleic acid binding. The record is from RefSeq and is a predicted model, not a curated record. NCBI's taxonomy places the organism in Eukaryota, Metazoa, Arthropoda, Arachnida, Araneae, Araneidae.
AUGGUUAGAAAACCAGAUGAAAAGCUGGCAGGCUAUUUAGCUGCAGAAGGUAUUGAGUGGAAAUUUAUUCCACCAAGAUCCCCACACUUUGGCGGUCUUUGGGAGGCAGCUAUAAAAUCAUUUAAAUACCAUCUAAAAAGAGUUGUUAAGGGAAUAAACUUAACUUAUGAAGAGUUCUUAACGGUAAUUGUGCAAAUUGAGGGAAUUUUGAAUUCUCGACCAUUUUGCCCCUUGUCAGCUAACGAGGACGAUUUUGAGGUUCUUACUCCUGCACAUUUUUUAAUAAAUAGAUCUUUAACCUCUUUGAAUGAGCCUGAUUUGACAAAUUUAAAAGAAAGUCAUCUCAAGAAAUGGCAAAAGAUAGAGGUAUUGUGGCAGAUAGGUACAACAGAUGGACCUGUUUUCAAAUGCCCUUGGACAUCAAGCAUGUAUUACAGUAUAACCAACUUCCAUCAGUGA